UCUGCUGAAGCUCUCUCUUUCUCUCUGUUCAUCAAUGGCGGACCUUGAGUGCCCGACAGUGAUGAACAAGCUAAUCACGUUUCUAUCGUCUCUUCUUCAACGAGUAGCGGAAUCCAAUGAUCUCAACCCUCGAUUCCACCCGCAGAAGAUCUCGGCUUUUCAUGGUCUCACUAGGCCAACUAUCUCGAUCCAAAGCUAUUUAGAGAGGAUUUUCAAGUACGCCAAUUGUAGUCCUUCGUGUUAUGUUGUCGCAUAUGUUUAUCUGGAUCGGUUUACUCAGCAACAGCCUGCGCUUUCAGUCAAUUCCUUCAAUGUUCAUCGAUUGUUGAUUACUGGAGUAAUGGUUGCUGCGAAGUUCAUGGAUGAUUUAUAUUACAAUAAUGCAUAUUAUGCAAAAGUUGGAGGAAUCAGUACAACAGAAAUGAAUUUUCUUGAAGUGGAUUUCUUAUUUGGAUUAGGGUUUCAAUUGAAUGUCAACCCCACCACUUUCCACACCUAUUCUUCAUAUCUCCAAAGAGAAAUGUUGCUACUUCAACCACCAUUAGAUCACCAUCAUCUCAUUACAUCACCAUCAUCUUCUUCAUCUUCAUCAUCAUCAUCAUCAUCAUCAUAUAAAUCAUCAAUAUCAUCAAAGCUCCUUUAUGAAGAUGAUCAUCAACAACAAGAAGUGGCAGCAGUGUAAUACUCAAUCUCUUUUCUUUUUUUGAAACUGAAUCUUGAGCUUGAAUUAUAUGUGUUUUUAGGUAGAUUUGUAGAUUAUUUGAUAUGGGUUUAGCAAGUUAAACCUUUUUUAUGGCAGUUUUUUUUUUUGGGAGUGUAUUUGACUUUACUUGAUUGGUGGUAUAUACAAAUUGGAUGCUUUUUUUUCCCUCUUUACC
Molecule: messenger RNA, 878 nt
Organism: Cynara cardunculus var. scolymus (artichoke)
Lineage: Eukaryota; Viridiplantae; Streptophyta; Magnoliopsida; Asterales; Asteraceae
Product: cyclin-U4-1-like
Exons: 2
Coding region: 35-682 (215 amino acids)
Biological process (GO): regulation of cyclin-dependent protein serine/threonine kinase activity
Molecular function (GO): protein kinase binding
Source: RefSeq, a predicted model, not a curated record